AUGAACGGCAAUAGUCGCGAACAAUCCUCAUCCUCCGACCAACCACUCUCUACCUCACCUUUGCAGCCUGAUCAUGUCUAUCUUAGAGUGAUUUAUUUGGUCACAGGAGAUCCCAGGCCACCUCUCAACCUCGGACAGGUUGAUCUGGGCACCACGAUUCUGGCGUUGAAGAAUCGAAUUCAAAAUGAUCUUCCCGAACAUCCAACUCCUCUCGAACAACGUCUUAUCUAUCAAGGGCGACCGCUUCUGCGAAACGAGGCCACAUUGCGAGAGGUCCUCCGACUAGAGUCUGGCGCUGCGUCUGGUCCCCUACCAUAUACGAUCCAUAUCGUAAUCAAUCCCCGUUCAGAUGCGACGCCUCCGAGAGAUCCUCCCUCAACUACGCAUGGGCUACCUCCUCCGCCAGCUACCCGGCCGACAGAACGUGUCAACCCAUUCCGAGCCGUUGAAACAUCUGCCGCGAGGCUUCAAGAGUCGCUAGCUCGGAUUCAACAACAGAUUGAAGUGAACAGAGCCGAUCUGUUGGGUGUGCAACAGAGGAUAGGCCUCCAGCAUCACAAUAUACAUCACCACAUUGCCACUGGUCAGCCUCAUCACCAUGUCACCGUUGGACAACCUCUUCCGACUCAUGCACCAUUCCAGAUAGACGUGAAUGGUCAAGCCAUCUUUGCCGCGCCGACUCCUUUGCGUCUCAACGGCGGCCAGAACUUGGAGCAACCUGAUCGUGGUCUUCCGCAGGUGCCUUGGAUCCCAACCCAGAACGGUCGCGGUGCAGGUCAAACAGUGCCAUCAAUGUUUAGAAACCCUGCAGUACCUCCAUCUGUACCUCAACCUGUCCUGGCACCUCAGCCUAACGCGGCGGCCACAAGUACGAAUCCACAGCCGAAUGCUGAAGGAACUCAGGGACACCCAGUCUCUCAUGCGGCUGCUGGGCAACAGACCAACACAGGAUUGCCACCUACGCAGCCUGUUUCUGCAUCUGGACAUCAGCAGGUCCAUCAUAUGCAUCAGCAUCCGUUGUUGACUGCCGCACAGCGUGUAUCCAGCACGAUGCCGGAGCACCAUCAUCCACCUCACGUUCCUGUCCAAUUUCCAUCUCAGUUUGCACGGUCUUCAGUAGAAAAUCUUCUGCCAACAAAUGCCGUUGCUUGGAUAGUCUCGUCGCCGGCUGGCCCAGAGGCGUUGUUAUUCCAGCCCGGACAUGGUUUCUUCGCCACGACACAGCAACAAACACCUCAGCAAUCUGGUACUCAGUAUGCAUCACAGGGGCCGGCACCUGGUAAUCAACCUAUUGCGGUUGUACCACUCCAACCGGCAGAAGAAGAAGGCCCUGUGAACAUCAAUGUGCGGAUUGCACAGCCUAGGAGGAACCAUAUGCCGGCGGCACCAGCUCUGGCGCAAGUACGACGAAACGAGGCCGAUAAUGACUUGUUUGCUUUUUUGAUCCAGCGAGGCUGGCUAUUUCUGCGCCUAUAUCUUUUCAUGUUCGUCUUCUCCGAACCAGGAACCUGGAAACGGUGGCUUCUGAUUGUGACUGCGGCCAUUGUUUGUCUUCAGCCCAGGAACGGCCCAUUUGUACGGGCAUUGGCCGCCGCACGCCGGCAUCUGGACAACUUGAUUGCACCCCCAGCUCCACGACCUCAGCCCGCCCCUGCUGCCGAGGCACGACAGCAACCACAGGUUCAACCUCUCCAAAAUGCUGUCAAUGAGAUACCUGUUCUGCGCCCGGCUAAUGUCCGCGGCGCGGUCCAGAUCACUCCAGAAGAAGCUGCGGCACGACUCAAUCGACAGCAUCAUGACGGAUCCGCAAAUUCGUGGAGAGACACGUUUUACCGCAUUGAACAGAGUACAGCACUGUUUCUGGCAAGUUUGAUUCCAGGCGUGGGCGAGCGGCAUGUUCGGGCGAGGGAAGAGGCGAGAAGAGAAGCGGUCAGGCUUGAACAAGAAAGAAUACGUGCUGAACAAGAGGCUGCCACGCGUGCACAAGCGGAGAUUGCAGCGGAGCCUGCCUCUGGUGAGAAUAUGGACCACACCGUCGCUGCAACAGCUGAGGAGGCAAAAGCAAAUGGAUCUGCUGUUGCAACGGUCGACGGAUCCAUUGAGCAGAGUGCUUCGAGCUCUGUGCAAAUCCAUGAAGACACCGCAGAGGUCGAAGGGUUGCGGAAUCGGAACAUUUGA
Molecule: messenger RNA, 2178 nt
Organism: Capronia coronata CBS 617.96
Lineage: Eukaryota; Fungi; Ascomycota; Eurotiomycetes; Chaetothyriales; Herpotrichiellaceae
Exons: 2
Coding region: 1-2178 (725 amino acids)
Biological process (GO): endoplasmic reticulum unfolded protein response
Source: RefSeq, a predicted model, not a curated record